Molecule: messenger RNA, 613 nt
Organism: Biomphalaria glabrata
Lineage: Eukaryota; Metazoa; Mollusca; Gastropoda; Planorbidae
Exons: 2
Coding region: 1-558 (185 amino acids)
Source: RefSeq, a predicted model, not a curated record
AUGGGAGAUUUUGAGAUCUGGUUGCUGAGAAGGAUAGUGGACAAAGCGCAAUACUGUAUUGAACAAGGGUUAGCAGAUAGAGUAGAUUGGAGAAAAAAAACAAUACGAAAGACUAGAGAGGAUUUGGCUAAAGUAGAGCAGACCAAUGGAAAGAGAAGACAAGACAAGAGAAGACAUGAAAAGAGAAGACAAGAGAAGAGAAAAGAAGACAUGAAAAGAGAAGACAAGACAAGAGAAGACAUGAAAAAGAGAAGACAAGAGAAGAGAAAAGAAGACAUGAAAAGAGAAGACAAGAGAAGAGAAGACAAGACAAGACAAGAGAAGACAAAACAAGAGAAGAGAAGACAAGAGAAGAGAAGUCAAGAGAAGACAAGACAAGAGAAGAGAAGGCAUGAAAAGAGAAGACAAGAGAAGAGAAGUCAAGAGAAGACAAGAGAAGACCAGACAAGAGAAGACAAAACACGAGAAGAGAAGACAAGAGAAGAGAAGUCAAGAGAAGAGAAGUCAAGAGAAGACAAGAGAAGAGAAGUCAAGAGAAGAGAAGACAUGGAAAGAUAAGUCAAGAGAAGACAAGACAAGAGAAGACAUGAAAAGAGAAGACAAGAGAAGAGAA